Prorocentrum cordatum is the source of this 552-nucleotide messenger RNA. Lineage: Eukaryota; Dinophyceae; Prorocentrales; Prorocentraceae. The record is from the annotation of a GenBank genome assembly.
CCCGGCGCGGCGCGGCGCGGCGCGCGCCGACGGCCGCUGCGCGUGCGGCGAUGGCGUUGGCAGCCGCCGUCGCUGGGGCGCUGCUGCGGGCGGCGCUGCUGCUGCGGGGCGCAUCCGCGUGGAGCUGGGGCUCCGGGUGGAUCGCGGGCCCCUCGACCAAGACGCACGCUACAGACGAGCUUGAUGGCAGCACGUUCGAGCCGUUCUUGAAGGAGAACCCGGUCGCCGCCAUCCUCUUCUACGCGCCGUGGUGCUUCUACUCGCAGCAGAUGAUGCCCGCGUGGGACUUGGCGCACCAGAAGAUGCAGCUGCACGACCCCCCCGUGCCCCUGGCGCCUUUGCGGGGGUGCGCUUGAGAGAGGGAGGCUGAACACUCUGGGGUGGUCGUCUGCGCGUAAAACCUCUGGCCUGACCUGGAUCGCCCCAUCUUCUGAUCGGUCUUGGCCAUUCCAGGGCCACGAAGAUAACCUUUCUGCGCGCAUUGCGGCUUGGUUUGGAGAGGCGCCCUACUCCAGGGCUGCCAGUGCGUCUGCGAACUCGCGACAGCCAGCC